UUUGAAUUUGCCAAACUUGUCUUUAGAUGUUGGAUGAGUAGACUUAGAGAGGGGCGUGAGAGAGGACUCUUCGUUUCAAGGGUAUUUUCCUUUCCUCCUCACGAGGGCCACUGUGAAAAGAGAUUUUUCCCCAACGGAGCCCCCUACUAUCUCCGGCGUCACUUUCUUUCCGGCGAACUGGGCGUUGGUCGUGCUGAGUCGCGACGAAGGAUCGACCUUGUAUUCUCUCUCGUAGCUGAAAAUUUUUGCGCGCGCACAACUCUCAGUGUGUGUGUGUGUGAGAGAGAGAGAGAGGACGGUAGCGAAUGGUCAUGGAAGAGAGGCGAUGGAGAAGGUCCGUGAUCGGUCGACGAUCAAGUAAUGCUCUUCUGCCCCUGCGCGUGAAGCAUCUUUCAAACACCAUUUCCUGUUGGUACUGUGACCUGAAGAUAUCUGCCUUGAAUCAAUCGGUGUUCCGUUUCGGACGAAGACAUGCGAGGUUCUUAAGAUUCUGGUUUUCGAUGGGGAUCGGUUUUAGCCUAGCGACUCUGAUUGCAGUCACUGGGGUUCUUGUUUGGGAAUUGGCUGGAGCUCUGCAUUUGCACAAUGCAAAAACCGUGUUUACCAAUCUUUUCCGAGCUUUCUUGUUUGGUUUUUCCCCUCAGGUGUCUGGUGUUAGAAUAUCACUUGCUGAUGCUGGAUACCUAUGUUUCUCUUCCUUGAUAUCUGUAGUCGUGCAUGAAUUUGGUCAUGCUGUUUCUGCUGCAAGUGAGGGCGUACAAAUGGAGUACAUUGCUGUUUUUAUUGCUGUUAUUUUUCCUGGGGCACUGGUGGCUUUCAAUUAUGAAAUGCUGCAGGCAUUACCACGCUUUGCUGCCUUCCGCAUAUACUCUGCUGGUAUUUGGCAUAAUGCAGUGUGUUGUGCAGUUUGUGGACUCGCAUUAUGCCUUCUCCCCUUCGUUCUGUUUCCUCUUUACAUACAUGGUGAAAGCCCCAUGGUUUUGAAUGUAUCUCCUGCAUCACCUUUGUCUGGUUAUUUGUCUCCUGGUGAUCUAAUUGUGUCUUUGGAUGGCAUAUCCAUACACAAUGUGCAAGAGUGGAUGGGGGUGACUUCUAUGGUACAUGAGCAGACUGUUUAUCGGACAAAUCAUUCUAAAGAUUUGAACGGUGUCAUGACAAUCAAUGGCCAAAAGGGAUAUUGCGUUCCUAGUUUUAUGAUACAAGGAGGACAGAAGAUUCAGUUUGUGGAUAACCAGGCUGUUUGUCCUGAGGAUCUUACUCCAUUCUUAACCUUGUCUUGUGCUGAUUCAAGCAUCUUCAGUAGCACUAAAGAGGGUGAUCAAAACAGACAAGGGAAGUGCUUGGCAGCAAGGGAUAUUGUCAAGCUUAACAAAUGUCGUGAUGGUUGGAUAACAGCUGUAAUCAACAGAAGCAGUUGCAUAUGUUCACAGGAUGAGUACUGCUUAGCACCAGUUUAUUUUCCUGGUUUGUCAUGGGUUGAGAUAAGAUAUUCUAGCCCGUAUUCUUCAGAAUGUUUGCAACUUCGAAGAAACACUGCAUUUCCAGGUUUUGAAGCCGCCAACUUUGGAGAAAUUAAGUGUGGUGGGACUUUUGUUUUUGUUGGUGACAUGAUCUCUAUGGCACAUUCAGUUCAGUUAACUGCAUAUCAGCCUCGAUGGAAAUUUGCUUUUGUUGCAUAUUUUCCAAAUGUACUAGAAAAGAUUUUAAUGAGCACGUACCAUGUGUCUCUAACGCUCGCCCUUCUCAACAGUUUGCCGGUAUACUUCCUGGAUGGUGAAUCAAUUUUGGAGGUGACUGUAGGCUACUUCACUCUGUUGAAUCCAUGGAGGGUGAAAGUCCUUCAAGCAUGUCUUUUCGGAGGCACUCUGGCUUCUGUCCUCGUCUUUUACAAGAUGUUCCUCUUCAAUAUUUUGUGAGCCCAAAAGGUUGCUCAAAAUGUUUCAAAUCAGUUGUAUUUUCUAAUCCCCCCCUCCCCUUUGUUUUUUUACGUAUAGUUUUCUGAUAUAGUUCGCAUUUGAAAAUUUUAGCACCAGUUUUGCUGUAGCAUUUGCUGAGUUUCUUGCGUUACAAAACAAUUCUAAUACACUGCAUUAACAUUUUUAACAUUUUGUUUCUUUAA
Messenger RNA from Malania oleifera, 2119 nucleotides. RefSeq names its product membrane-bound transcription factor site-2 protease homolog. Gene Ontology annotation, cellular component: membrane; cytoplasm. Gene Ontology annotation, molecular function: protein binding; metalloendopeptidase activity. Lineage: Eukaryota; Viridiplantae; Streptophyta; Magnoliopsida; Santalales; Ximeniaceae. The transcript is spliced from 10 exons. The coding region runs from base 306 to 1916 and encodes 536 amino acids. Gene Ontology annotation, biological process: regulation of response to endoplasmic reticulum stress; membrane protein intracellular domain proteolysis. The record is from RefSeq and is a predicted model, not a curated record.